AUCAAGAGGAGAUUAAAACGAGACAGUGGAAGGUUGGACACAUAAUGCCUGAAGUAUGGAUGUGAAAGAACGUAGGCCUUACUGCUCCCUGACAAAAAACAGGCGUGAUAAAGAGCGACGCUACACAAGCUCGUCAGUAGACAACGACGAGUGUCGCGUGCCCACUCAGAAAUCCUAUAGCUCCAGCGAAACUCUUAAAGCCUAUGACCACGAUACAAGACUCUUGUAUGGAAACAGGGUCAAAGAUUUGGUGCACAGGGAGGCUGAUGAGUACACAAGGCCAGGGGCAAAUUUCUCCCUGAGGGAAUUGGGAAUCUGUGAGCCUGCCACUCGACGAGGGCUGGCGUUCUGUUCGGAGAUGGGGCUCCCCCACCGAGGAUACUCCGUGAACGCAGGAUCUGACGCCGACACAGAAAACGAAGGAGUGAUGUCCCCGGAGCACGCCAUGAGGCUCUGGGGCAGGGGAGUCAAAUCUGGACGCAGCUCCUGCCUUUCCAGUCGUUCCAACUCCGCCCUCACACUAACCGAUACGGAGCACGAAAACAACAAAUCAGACAGUGAGACUGGUCCUCCCAUGCCAUCCUCCUCCUCCUCGUCCAGUCCAUCAGCCAUUGAGCAGUCUGGUUCCCCAAUUUCAUCGCCCAAUGCCAAUGGCAACCAAAGACGGCUGCUUGGCAACAGCAGCACGCAGCCGGUUCAUGACUCUGACACAGAUGAUGAGGAAUACAAUGCAAAUUCAUAUCUAGCUCAGGCCAGUUCAGGCACAGUCUGUGUGGCCAGUAAUGAGCAACCACCCAGCCAGCAGAGCCAGUCAACAUUACAGCCGCUCCCCCCUGUGCACAAGCAGCACCUGACCCAGCAGCAUCCGUCCGUCACUUCGCUCAACAGGAACUCGCUGAGCCAGAGGAGGAACCAGAGCCCGGCCCCAGCGGCCGUCCUGCCCAACGAGCUGCCCACCACGCCAGAAUCUGUUCAGCUGCAGGACAGCUGGGUUCUUGGCAGCAAUGUGCCACUGGAGACCAGGCAUUUUCUCUUCAAAACCGGAACAGGCACGACGCCGUUAUUCAGCACAGCCUCGCCUGGUUACACCAUGGCCUCGAGUGCCGUCUAUUCACCGCCUCCACGCCCACUGCCUAGGAACACUCUUUCCAGAAGUGCUUUUAAGUUCAAGAAAUCAUCCAAGUACUGCAGUUGGAAGUGCACAGCCCUUUGUGCAAUCGGUGUGUCAGUCAUACUGGCAGUACUGCUGUCUUAUUUCAUAGCAAUGCAUCUACUCGGCCUGAACUGGCAGUUGCAGCAGGUCGAAAAUUACAUGUUUGAAAAUGGGAAAGUGAAGACGGAGAGCUCACCAACCAAUGCGGUGAUAUCAACUUCAGGUGAUAGUGGAAAGCUUGGCAUCACUUAUCAAGAAAACAACACCAUAGAUUCAGGUGAGGUUGACUUGGGUCGGUGGACAAUACAAGAGGUGCCUCCUGGGGUUUUCUGGAGAUCUCAACUUUUUAUUGAUCAACCCCAGUUCCUGAAGUUCAACAUAUCCCUUCCGAAGGAUGCAUUGAUUGGAGUAUAUGGCAGGAAAGGGCUCCCUCCUUCACACACUCAGUAUGAUUUUGUGGAGCUACUCGAUGGCAGCAGGUUGAUCGCCAGAGAAAAGCGCAGUCUGGCUGAUUCUGAGCACGGAAGACGGCACAUCAGGGCGGUGAGCCUCCAAGAGGCCGGCUUCGUCCAGUAUCUUGACUCAGGAGUCUGGCACCUGGCUUUUUACAAUGAUGGGAAAACUGCCGAGCAUGUGUCCUUUAACACCAUCGUCAUAGAGUCUGUCGUGGAGUGUCCACGAAAUUGUCAUGGAAAUGGAGAAUGUGUUUCUGGAGCUUGUCACUGUUUUCCUGGAUUUUUUGGACCUGAUUGUGCCAGAGCAACAUGUCCAAUAUUAUGUAGUGGCAAUGGCCAAUAUUCCAAGGGGCGUUGCCUUUGUUACAGUGGCUGGAAGGGAACGGAGUGUGAUGUGCCCUCAACCCAGUGCAUCGACCCUCUGUGUGGAGCACAUGGCGUCUGCAUCAUGGGAUCCUGUGUUUGCAACUCGGGUUACAAAGGAGAAAUGUGUGAGCAAGCGGACUGCUACGAUCCGACCUGUUCGAACCAUGGCGUCUGUAUCCACGGGGAAUGCCACUGCAGUCCGGGAUGGGGCGGUGCAAACUGUGAAAAUUCGAAAACCAUGUGCCCCGAUCAGUGCUCUGGCCAUGGGACCUACCUUCAGGAGAGUGGUUACUGCACUUGUGAUCCAAAUUGGACAGGCACAGACUGCUCAGUGGAAAUUUGUGCUGUGGAGUGCGGAACACACGGCGUUUGCCUGGCGGGUGCCUGCCGCUGUGAGGAAGGCUGGACCGGUGCAGCUUGUGACCAGAGAGCGUGUCACCCUCGCUGUUUGGAGCAUGGAACCUGCAAAGAUGGCAAGUGCGAAUGCAACCAGGGCUGGAACGGUGAACACUGCACCAUAGAGGGUUGUCCUGGUCUUUGCAAUAGUAAUGGAAGGUGUACCCUUGACCAAAAUGGCUGGCAUUGUGUUUGCCAGAUGGGGUGGAGAGGAGCCGGGUGCGACGUUGCCAUGGAGACUGCAUGCUCUGAUAGCAAGGACAACGAAGGAGAUGGUCUGAUUGACUGCAUGGAUCCAGACUGCUGUUUACACAGCUCCUGCCAGAACCAGCCCUAUUGCCGCGGAUCUCCUGACCCACUGGACAUUAUUGGUCAAAGCCAGCAGCCACCCUCCCAGCAAGCUGCCCGGUCCUUCCAUGAUCGUAUCAAGUUUCUGAUUGGACCAGACAGCAGUCAUGUCCUACCUGGGGAGAAUCCUUUCAACAAGAGCCUGAGCUCCGUUAUCAGAGGGCAAGUGCUGACUGCAGAUGGAACACCCCUCAUUGGAGUAAACGUGUCCUUUCUACAUUACCCACAAUAUGGCUACACCAUCACACGCCAGGAUGGAAUGUUUGACUUGGUGGCAAAUGGCGGGGCCUCCCUCACUCUGUGUUUCGAACGUGUCCCAUUCAUCACCCAGCACCACACCGUGUGGAUUCCCUGGAAUGUUUUUUAUGUAAUGGAUACCAUGGUCAUGAAGAAGGAAGAGAAUGAGAUUCCCAGCUGCGAUCUGAGCGGAUUCGUGAGGCCGAAUCCCAUCAUCUUGGCUUCGCCUCUGUCCACCUUUUUCCGGUCAUCUCCUUCGGAGAGCCCCAUUAUUCCUGAGACACAGGUGCUUCAUGAAGAGACAGAGAUUCCUGGCACUGACCUGAAGCUAACCUACCUGAGUUCACGUGCUCCUGGUUAUAAGCCGGUUCUUAAAAUCACAAUGACCCAGAGCACCGUACCGUUCAACUUGAUGAAGGUUCACCUGAUGGUGGCUGUGGUGGGCCGACUGUUCCAGAAAUGGUUCCCUGCGUCGCCAAACCUGUCCUACAGCUUCAUAUGGGACAAAACUGAUGCCUACAAUCAAAAGGUCUUUGGCUUGUCUGAGGCAGUCGUCUCCGUUGGUUAUGAGUACGAGUCCUGUCUGGAUCUCAUCCUCUGGGAGAAGAGAACGGCUGUUCUGCAAGGGUAUGAAUUGGAUUCUUCAAACAUGGGUGGCUGGUCACUGAACAAACACCACGUUUUAGAUGUUCAAAAUGGAAUCCUGUACAAAGGAAAUGGGGAAAAUCAGUUCAUCUCUCAACAGCCAGCUGUGAUCAACAGCAUCAUGGGCAAUGGACGUAGACGCAGCAUCUCGUGCCCAAGCUGCAAUGGCCAAUCAGAUGGCAACAAGCUCCUAGCUCCCGUGGCUUUGGCGUGUGGCAUUGAUGGCAGUUUGUAUGUCGGUGAUUUCAACUACAUCCGCCGUAUCUUUCCUUCAGGAAAUGUGACAAGCAUUCUAGAGCUGAGCAAUAACCCAGCACAUAGAUAUUUCCUGGCAACUGACCCAGUCACUGGAGAUCUAUAUAUCUCAGAUACCAACACACGGAGGAUCUAUCAUCCAAAAUCCCUGAUUGGUGCUAAAGAUCUGACGGCCAACUCUGAAGUGGUAGCAGGGACUGGAGAACAAUGUCUGCCAUUUGAUGAAGCUCGAUGUGGAGAUGGAGGCAAAGCUGUAGAAGCUUCACUGAUGAGUCCUAAAGGAAUUGCCAUCGACAAAAAUGGUUUGAUGUACUUUGUGGAUGGAACCAUGAUCAGAAAGGUGGAUCAGAAUGGAAUCAUUUCCACACUGCUAGGAUCCAAUGACCUCACAUCGGCUCGACCCUUGACCUGUGACACCACCAUGCAUAUAAGCCAGGUCCGCUUGGAGUGGCCAACAGAUCUCGCUAUCAACCCGAUGGAUAACUCCCUCUAUGUGCUGGACAACAACAUUGUGCUGCAGAUCACAGAGAAUCACCAGGUGCGCAUUGCAGCCGGUCGGCCCAUGCACUGCCAGGUACCAGGCGUCGAGUACACACUAGGGAAACAAGCAGUUCACACGGCGCUCGAAUCAGCCAGCGCCAUCUCGGUGUCCUACAGCGGUGUCCUCUACAUCGCAGAAACCGAUGAAAAGAAAAUAAACCGCGUGAGGCAGGUAACCACCGACGGAGAGAUCUCACUCCUCGCCGGCGCACCCUCGGACUGCGACUGCAAGAAUGAUGUCAACUGCGACUGUUACCAGACCGGCGAUGGCUAUGCCAAAGAUGCCAAGCUCAACUCCCCAUCCUCACUGGCUGUCUCUCCUGACGGCACACUGUACAUUGCUGACAUGGGCAACAUUCGGAUCCGAGCGGCCUCCAAGAACAAGCCAGUGUUGACGUCUGUGAAUUUGUACAAGGUGGCAUCACCUUCAGAGCAGGAGCUAUACAUCUUUGACGUCAAUGGCACACACCUGUAUACCAAGAGCCUGAUCACAAACGACUACCUCUACAACUUCAGCUACAGCAACGAAAAUGACAUCACAGCUGUGACAGACAACAAUGGAAACACCCUGCGGAUCCGAAGGGAUCCCAACCGCAUGCCAGUGCGAAUUGUGUCUCCAGACAACCAAGUGAUCUGGCUGACUAUUGGCACCAAUGGAGGAUUGAAGGGCAUGACAGCCCAGGGUCAAGAGCUGGUUUUACUCACCUACCACAGCUACAGUGGCCUCUUGGCAACAAAAAGCGACAAGACUGGCUGGACAACUUUCUUUGACUAUGACAGUGAAGGCCGACUGACGAAUGUCACAUUUCCCACUGGUGUGGUCUCGAAUCUCCAUGGGGAGAUGGAGAAGGCGAUAACUGUGAAUAUUGAAACGUCCAACAGGGAGGAUGAUGUCACCAUCACCACCAACCUUUCUUCAGUGGAUGCCUUCUACACCCUUGUCCAAGAUCAGUUGAGAAACAGCUACCAGGUUGGUUAUGAUAGCUCCCUCCGGGUAAUGUAUGCCAAUGGCAUGGAUACUAACUUCCAGACAGAGCCCCAUAUCUUGGCUGGCACAGUGAAUCCAAUCAUAGCCAGGCGCAACAUCACGCUCCCUGUGGAAAACAGUCUGAACCUGGUGGAGUGGCGGUUCAGAAAGGAACAAACCAGAGGAAAGAUCAGUAUCUUUGGGCGCAAACUGAGGGUGAACGGCAGGAACCUCCUCUCCAUUGACUUUGAUCGAACAACUCGGACAGAGAGGAUCUAUGAUGAUCACCGUAAAUUUCAGCUGAGGAUCCUCUACGAUCAGUCAGGCCACCCCACUCUCUGGCUACCCAGCAGCCGGCUAACAGCUGUCAACAUCACUUAUUCCUCUACCGGCCAAAUCUCUGGUAUUCAGCGGGGCCCGCUGGGGGAAAGAAUUGAGUACGAUACCCAGGGGAGAAUUGUGUCCCGUGUACUGAAUGACGGAAAAACCUGGAGUUACACGUACCUCGACAAGUCCAUGGUGCUACUUCUCCACAGCCAGCGGCAGUACAUUUUUGAGUAUGACUUACUGGAUCGUCUGUCUGCAGUCACGAUGCCCAGUGUUGCCCGUCACACCAUGCAGACCAUUCGCUCCAUUGGCUAUUACCGUAACAUUUAUAACCCUCCGGAAAGCAACGCCUCCAUGAUUGUGGACUACAGUGAGGAAGGACUGCUCUUGCAGACAGCUUACCUGGGAACAGGCCGGCGCGUGCUCUACAAGUACAGGCGGAUGUCUAAGCUGUCCGAGCUCCUGUAUGACAGCACGCGCGUCAGCUUCACCUAUGAUGAGACCGCCGGGGUGCUCAAGACGGUGAACCUGCAGAGCGAGGGCUUUAUCUGCACCAUCAGAUACCGGCAAAUUGGCCCUCUGAUCGACAGGCAGAUCUUCCGUUUCAGCGAAGACGGAAUGGUGAACGCUCGCUUUGAUUACAGCUAUGACAACAACUUCCGGGUGACCAGUAUGCAAGCUGUGAUCAACGAGACCCCUUUGCCGAUUGAUCUGUAUCAAUUCGAUGACAUAUCAGGCAAAUUUGAGCAGUUUGGGAAAUUUGGCGUGAUCUACUAUGACAUCAACCAGAUCAUUUCAACAGCCGUGAUGACCUACACCAAACAUUUCGAUGCACACGGGCGAAUCAAGGAGAUCCAGUACGAAAUAUUCCGGUCGCUGAUGUACUGGAUCACCAUUCAGUACGACAACAUGGGGCGAGUUACAAAGCGAGAGAUGAAGAUUGGCCCCUUUGCCAACACCACCAAAUAUGGCUAUGAGUAUGAUGUUGACGGGCAGCUACAAACCGUCUACUUGAAUGACAAAAUCAUGUGGCGAUACAACUACGAUUUGAACGGCAACUUGCAUUUGCUAAACCCAGGUAGCAGUGCCCGCCUGACCCCUCUCCGCUACGACCUACGAGACCGAAUCACUCGCUUAGGUGAUGUCCAGUACAGGCUGGACGAAGAUGGCUUCCUGCAUCAGCGCGGGGGUGACAUUUUUGAAUACAAUUCCAAGGGGCUUUUGACUAGAGUUUACAGCAAGGCUGGUGGCUGGAACAUACAGUACCGUUAUGAUGGCCUAGGACGUCGUGUCUCUAGCAAGACCAGCAUCGGUCAGCACCUUCAGUUCUUCUACGCUGAUCUGAACUACCCAAACCGAAUAACUCACGUCUAUAAUCACUCCAGCUCUGAGAUCACUUCCCUCUAUUAUGACCUUCAGGGCCACGUCUUUGCCAUGGAGAUUAGCAGUGGGGAGGAGUUCUACAUUGCUUCGGACAAUACUGGCACGCCACUAGCCGUGUUCAGCAGCAAUGGUCUGAUGAUUAAGCAAAUUCAAUAUACCGCCUACGGCGAAAUAUACCUGGAUUCCAACCCUGACUUUCAGCUCGUGAUAGGGUUCCAUGGCGGCCUCUAUGAUCCUUUAACUAAGCUGAUUCAUUUUGGUGAGAAGGACUAUGAUAUCCUGGCUGGCCGAUGGACAACGCCUGACAUCACCGUUUGGAUGAAAGUUGCCAGUGACCCGGCCCCAUUCAACCUGUACAUGUUCAGAAACAACAACCCUGUGGGCAAAGUUGAGAAUAUCAAGGAUUACAUUACAGAUGUCAACAGUUGGCUACUGAUGUUUGGGUUCCAACUCCACAAUGUUAUUCCUGGUUUUCCUGUGCCCAGGCAGGGGCUGGAAGAACCUUCAUAUGAGCUUUUAAAGAGUCAAGAAUGGGAUGAUGUACCGUUUUUGUCUGGAGUGCAACAAACCGUAGCAAGACAAGCAAAGGCUUUUAUGGGCCUGGGGAAAAUGCCAGAAAUUCAGACUGGCAAACACCAGGCCAGCGGAGCAAAGCCAUGGCUCUGGUUUGGAACGGUCAAGUCUCUGGUCGGCAAGGGAGUCAUGCUUGCAGUCAGCCAAGGAAAAGUGACGACCAACGUGCUCAACAUCGCAAACGAAGACUGCAUAAAAGUUGCGGCAGUGCUAAAUGGAGCGUACUACUUGGACAACUUACAUUACACAAUUGAGGGCAAAGACACUCACUACUUCAUCAAAGCUGCCUCACCCGAAAGUGACCUCGGAACUCUGAGGCUGACCAGCGGGCGCAAGGCGUUAGAGAACGGCAUCAACGUCACUGUUUCCCAGUCCACCACUGUGGUGAAUGGCAGGACUCGAAGGUUUGCCGAUGUCGAAAUGCAGUACAGUGCUUUGUCUCUCCAUGUUCGCUACGGGACGACUCUGGACGAGGAGAAGGCUCGCAUACUGGAACAGGCCAGGCAGAGAGCGCUGGUGAGUGCUUGGACCAGAGAGCAGCAAAGAGUGAGAGACGGCGAGGAAGGGAUCAGGUUAUGGACAGAAGGAGAAAAGCGACAGCUUCUGAGCGCUGCCAAAGUGCAAGGAUAUGAUGGGUACUAUGUACUCUCUGUGGAGCAAUACCCAGAGCUAGCAGACAGUGCGAACAAUAUUCAGUUCUUAAGACAGAACGAAAUAGGAAAGAGGUAACACACAGGCUAGUUGGUGGCUGCCAAAGAAAUAAACUUAGCACUGUCUUCUCUUUCUGGGGGAACAGAAUAUUAGUUUUGCUGCCCUUAGUUACCACAUGGUAAACUGAGGAAACUGAAAUAUAACUGAAGCUUGAGCUAGACCUCUGUUCAAAUCUAUCUGUAGCACAAGUUCUUUCCUAGAGCUGUUGGAAUUGGUGGAACUCUUUUUCUGCUCAGCUGGAGCCUACAAAGGUGAAGAAGGGUGGUUACUGCAAAAAGAAACUUCAAAUCAUCCUUGAUAAAUCAGAUUGUCAACUGCUUCAAAAAAUAAUUGUUUACAGUUGAAUGCCACUACACCCAGACCCAAGGUUGGACUAACAUGUAAAAAAAAGCUUAACUGUUUUGUACUUGGCCAAAUCUGUUGACUGUUUUCUGUUGUUUAAGAAACACUGUAUUAAGCAUUAGAAUCAGUGUCCAGAUACAGAAACUAACUGUGUAUUAUGACAUGAGUAACCUUUGCUUACCAGAAGUAGUCUUAAUCUUUCCCCACAGUAAGCAAUGUAACACAUUGGACCCGUGGCACAGAACACAAACAAUGCAGUUUUAUCACCGUACUGUGGAGCGGAGGGUUUCCCCCUGCUUUCAGCUGUGCUGCUUUAUACAAUGACAUUUUGUGCAAAGUUGUAUUGACUGUGGCACCAACAGAAAAUGACUCUUCUCAAUUUUGCAAUGCCAUGGGAUUUGCCUUGGGAAGUUACACGACAUACAAGAUCACCCUCACAGCAAAGCGAAGGAAAACUUUUUUUCUUUUUUGUAAAGUGUGUGAGACCAGUACCUUAUGGAGUUUUUAUAUGAAUUCCAAUUUACUGUUCAUCAGAUACUAGUCUCAAAAGAUGUUAAUUUAUGUAAAGUGUUUCAAAGAAGUUUAUACUUGAAAAUAAAAUCUUUAAAAUACA
Carcharodon carcharias (great white shark) is the source of this 9311-nucleotide messenger RNA. It is a transcript of the gene tenm3, whose product is annotated as teneurin transmembrane protein 3. Gene Ontology annotation, biological process: signal transduction; neuron development; heterophilic cell-cell adhesion. The record is from RefSeq and is a predicted model, not a curated record. Gene Ontology annotation, cellular component: membrane; neuron projection. The transcript has 28 exons. Gene Ontology annotation, molecular function: cell adhesion molecule binding; protein heterodimerization activity; protein homodimerization activity. NCBI's taxonomy places the organism in Eukaryota, Metazoa, Chordata, Chondrichthyes, Lamniformes, Lamnidae. Bases 56 to 8374 code for a protein of 2772 amino acids.